Pyrenophora tritici-repentis Pt-1C-BFP is the source of this 312-nucleotide messenger RNA. RefSeq lists its product as uncharacterized. The record is from RefSeq and is a predicted model, not a curated record. Lineage: Eukaryota; Fungi; Ascomycota; Dothideomycetes; Pleosporales; Pleosporaceae.
AUGAAGACGUCACCGCUACACGCUGCGGCAUCGACUGCCCUGAUCAUUUUACCUGGUAGCGCAUCUCUACUUUUCGUAAGAGAAGAUACAACCUUGCAAUACGACUUCACGAAUCGAGCGAAACGCUGGACUGGAAACCUUGUUACACAAGCUUGUGAGGACAAAGCCACACCCCAAGACACACAACUGACUGAGAACAGCACAUGUGCGUCUCUAGUUGUACCGCUCGACUACUCCGACGCCUCUGCUGGCAACACCACUCUAGCCAUUAUCAAGAAGCCUUCUCAAGCAGAGCCACCAGGUCAUUCUUGA